GAGCGCGGCCAUGCUGAAGACUGUUGGAUGCAGGGGCGCCAUGCGGGCUCUCAACCGAUCUGUAUCUCGUACCUUUGCACGUGGUAUGGGUGGAAGUGCUUCUGAUGCAGAGCGAGCACAUCUGUCUGAGAAGCAGAAGAAGCUGAUGAAGCUUGAAGAUGACUUUGGUGCUCACAACUACCACCCUCUGCCCGUGGUUCUCUCCAAGGGCAAGGGAGUGAAAGUGUGGGAUGUGGAUGGCAAGGAGUAUUAUGAUUACCUGUCUGCAUACUCUGCAGUCAACCAGGGGCAUUGCCACCCAAAGAUCAUCGCUGCCAUGAAGGAGCAGGCUGAGACUCUUACCCUCUCCUCCAGGGCUUUCCACAAUGAUGUGUUGGGACCCUAUUGCGAGUUUGUUACCAAGUACUUUGGUUACGAGCGCGUGCUUCCCAUGAACACUGGUGUUGAGGGAGGAGAGACGGCUUGCAAGCUUGCUCGCCGAUGGGGUUACGCUGUCAAGGGCAUCCCUGACAACAAGGCGAGAAUCUUGUUCGCGGAGAACAACUUCUGGGGCCGCACCCUCGCUGCUAUCUCCUCCUCCACCGAUCCUUCCUCCUAUGCUGGAUUUGGACCUGCUAUGCCCAACUUUGACAUUGUUGCUUACAACGAUCUUGCUGCUCUCGAGAAGAAAAUCGCGGAGCAUGCGAACGAGUACUGCGCGUUCAUGGUCGAGCCGAUCCAAGGAGAGGCGGGAGUGAUGGUUCCCGACGCAGGCUACAUGAAGAAAGCCAAGGAGAUCUGUCAGAAGUACAAGGUGUUGCUCAUUGCUGACGAAGUUCAGACGGGAUGCGGACGUACCGGAAGGACCCUCUGCGUUGAGUGGGACAACGUGAAGCCUGAUAUUGUCGUACUUGGAAAGGCGUUGUCAGGAGGAACGUACCCUGUGUCUGCUGUCUUGUCCUCCCAUGAGGUUAUCCUUCAAGUCAAGCCCGGCGAGCAUGGGUCCACCUUUGGAGGCAACCCCCUCGCGUGCAAGAUCGCCAUGGCUGCUCUCAACGUGCUCAAGGACGAGAACUUGGUGGCCAAAGCCGAGAAGAAUGGAGAGCUGACCCGCGCCAACCUUCACAACAUGAAGUCUCCGCUCGUGACCACCAUCCGUGGCAAGGGUCUCUUGAACGCCAUCGUCAUCAAGCCCACCCAGAUCAAGGGCAGGACUGUCACUGCGUGGGAUGUUUGCUUGGAGAUGGCUAAGAACGGAGUUCUUGCCAAGCCCACGCAUGACGACAUCAUUCGCCUCGCUCCUCCCCUCACGAGCACGGAACAAGACAUCAACAAUGCUUGCGAAAUCAUCCACAAGACUCUCAAGUCGUUCGAGUAGACGAGUGACCCUGUAUGUAUCAACGCUUCUCAUGAGGGAGCAACUCGUCCUCCAGUUAGGGCGAAUGAGCGCUGGAAAUCGUUGAGAGGAGAGGAGCAAUGUGCUGAUUUCAGCUCGUAGGAGUUUGUAGCAUGCGUGCCUCUUCGAUUCACUUCAAUGAACCCUUCUGUACUUUUU
Messenger RNA from Guillardia theta CCMP2712, 1534 nucleotides. Its product is annotated as ornithine aminotransferase. Lineage: Eukaryota; Cryptophyceae; Pyrenomonadales; Geminigeraceae. The record is from RefSeq and is a predicted model, not a curated record. Gene Ontology annotation, molecular function: identical protein binding; pyridoxal phosphate binding; L-ornithine transaminase activity. Gene Ontology annotation, cellular component: cytoplasm. Bases 11 to 1357 code for a protein of 448 amino acids. The transcript is spliced from 2 exons.